Molecule: messenger RNA, 3751 nt
Organism: Scleropages formosus (Asian bonytongue)
Lineage: Eukaryota; Metazoa; Chordata; Actinopteri; Osteoglossiformes; Osteoglossidae
Product: pro-interleukin-16-like
Exons: 18
Coding region: 24-3710 (1228 amino acids)
Biological process (GO): induction of positive chemotaxis; leukocyte chemotaxis
Molecular function (GO): cytokine activity; CD4 receptor binding
Source: RefSeq, a predicted model, not a curated record
AUCCAGGGAACGCAAAGGGCCCCAUGAGGAAGACCUUCAACAUCAAGGACAGUAGCAUCUGGAAGAUGUGUGUAUCUGCGGGUGAAGAAGGCUCAGGAGGCCAAGAACGCCCUGUAAACAAGGAGACUCCUGCUGACCAGGGCAACGAUAAAGGGGCAGGACACAGUGACCAUAAAGACAAGCCCCUCCCACUGAUUCAACAGCUUGUCAACAAUCUCUCGGAUGCUGUACCGCCUGCAGGAGCAGCUGCUACCAUGGCCCGCAGGGAGGAGCCCAUUUUAAAGCUGAAAGGCCAAAGUCGAGCAUGCUGGGAGAUGGAGAGGUUGGAAGAAAGCUCACCAAAUCAGUCAGUGACUAAGAGGACAAGAUCAAGUUCCACUGGCAUCAGGCCUUGCUGUGCUGGAGAGUUGGAUGCCCACAAUUUGAGAAAACCUGAGAUCUUCUGCACCCACAGCCAUGGAAGUGACAGCUUCUGCGAGAAAAGGAAGUCUCUUUCUCCACAGCUUGAGCUUCCGAGUUUAAUAGAGCAGGCCGGACCCAGACCCUCUCGCUCUCUGAGCUCGGCCAUUCUCCCCCAUGGAAACAGCGGUUCACAUGCCUUUGUCAUCUGCAGCAUCGUCUUAAUGAAGGGCCAGGGCAAGGGACUGGGCUUCAGCAUUGUCGGCGGGAGGGACAGCAGGUAUGGACCCUUGGGGAUCUACGUCAAGACCAUCUUUGCUGGUGGAGCUGCGGCCACAGAUGGUCGGCUGCAGGAAGGGGAUGAGAUCCUAGAGCUCAAUGGAGAGUCUCUGCAUGGCCUGACCCACGAGGAAGCCCUGCAGAAGUUCAAACAAAUUAAAAAGGGAAUGCUGACGCUCGUGGUGCGGACCCGGUUACGCCAGGAGGCUCUGUCAGGUCAGAGCCAGGCCCAGGCUCCCCAGCUAUGUCGCUCACGUUCCCUCAGCUCCAGUACUGCGAUCAGCAGGGCGAGUGUGGAUCUGGGAGACUAUAGGUUCACCUGCGACCUUGCUGGCCCAAACAAACCCAAUCAUCGUGUCGUGAUGGAGAUCACCCUGCAGAAAGAGGUUGGCGUGGGUUUGGGAAUUGGGCUGUGUUGCGUGCCCUCAAGUGAAGGGUGCCCUGGAAUCUACAUUCACACCCUGUCGCCUGGCUCAGUGGCCCACAUGGAUGGCCGACUCAGGUUUGGUGAUGAGCUCAUCGAGAUCAACAACACGGUGGUCCAAAACAUGACAUUGAAUGAGGUCUAUACAGUCUUGAGCCAAUGCAAUCCAGGACCUGUUCAGGUCAUCGUCAGUCGACACCCAGACCUAAACGUCUCUGAGCAGCAGCUGAAAGAGGCCAUCGCUCAAGCUGUGAACAACAGCAAGCUGAAGAAGGAGAGCCAGUGGAGCAUAGAAGGCCCGAGGAAGCUGGAGCCCUGCUCCCACAGGAGGCAGAGAUGCGAGCGGUGCAUGGAGAGGAGUUUCAGUCAGCCGAACAGCUCACAGAGCCCAAGGGUGAUGAUCCGCUCAGGCAGCGACAGCAUCUACAGCCACCAGUCCUGCAGUUACAGCACACACCCUCCAUGUUCUUGUAGCAACAGCCCAUUCAACCACCGCCCCUGCAUAAACAUCAGUUGCCACUGUCAACUGUUGAAUGGCAGCACAAGCAACAACCAGAGAGGGAGAGAAAGCACUGAACACCAAUGCUGCUGGCGGGAGGGUGGCUCUACCAGCAACAACACCGGUAUGCAUCACUGCUGUGGCAACAGAAGGUGUAUCCAUCAAACUGGCAAUAAUCGCACCCACAACCUUGCCUCCUUCAGCAAUGGCACCUACUGCCACAGUCACAGCUGUGAGGACCAGCCAGACACCCAACACACCUGUGACAAUCACACUGCUAACCAGCACUGCAGUGAGAGCUCCUACAAGUGUCACAAGUCUGCAGACAGCACAUCUGUUCACCAAACCUGCAGGAUCACUGUGCAUGAACGUGCAAACUUGUAUCCACAUCCCGACCUGAGGACCCCACCCCACCGAGUUCCAGCCCUCGCAACGCCAAAGUCCGAGAACCGGCUCAACAGCGGACCACCACUGCACUGCGCAGAUGAUGGCUAUAGCGACCCACACAAGUCUAGCAAGUACAGUCAGUCUCCUCUGGCUCAGGUCAUCCGGUGCACUAACAGUUCCAAGCCCAAACUCCGAAGCUCUCCCCAAGGGCACUGUAAACUGCAAGAUGUGUCCCUGGAUGAUACAAAGGAAUCUGGCAAGGACACCUUGCAUAAACAAGAAAUUUGGAACGCAGUUCAUUCCAAACAUCAGGACUCAUGGAGGGAGCGUUCCAACACAGCACACAGCCUCCUCGCUGUCUCUCCUGCCUCAACCCAGCAUUCGACCUGGGGACGAGCAACACAAGGCAUCGAGUCCCCUCGUUUCGAGUUCUCCCAGAACAGGAGGUCUGUGCUGCAAAGGCAGGCUCACGUGGAGCUGCCUCUUGAGUCUCCAGUCCCGGACGCCCUGGUCAGACUGCGUGAAGUGUCUGAGGACCAGCAUGACCAUGUCGCUGUGGGUCUGGAGAGCACUCAGACUGCACCCAUUGGAUCCCCUCUACCUGUGAACCCUUACCCAGCUACUGCCCCCUCGAUUACAGUUUCCACCCUUGGCCACGCAGCCAUCACCAUUGCUGGCUCUUCCCCUGUCGCCUCCCUCCUUGAACUGGAGUCUAAGAUGCCCAAUAGAAAGAGAGGUCCACCCGUGCCACCUAAGCCCAUUUGGAUUCCACAGAGUCUGAGAGGUGCGAGAAAUGGCAGGUUGCCAACAUUGACCCCUAAAACGCCCCCUGACAUGGGCAGAGUGUUUGGAAGCAGUUUACGUGACACAAUUCAAACUGCAAACCUGUCCAUCAAACAGAAGAUUCAUGCGUUUGUGAGCCCCAGUAGGUCCAAAGCACCGGGGAGAGCCAGCAGCAGGUGGGGGUCCAAAUGCGAUGGGGAAAACAUGGGAGAGACUCCCUCCUUUAGCCAGCAUGUGACCCAGGAGCUGCUCUCCCCUCUGCACUCUCAGCUCCCAGACCCCAAAUCGUGCUUCCGUCACACAUGCGCACCCCUCGCAGGGUCACCUUGGGCUGGACCUGAAAAGACACCCCCAGACACCAACACCAGGGGAUUGAGUGUCGUUGGGGGAAGAGAUGCGAGAAUGGACCGAGAGCCUGGUGUGCAGCCUUCUUCGUCUCCCCAUCCCUGCACCCACUAUGGGAUCUUAGGGUUUCCAGCGCAGGGUGUGGAGAAGAUAAGGCCGAAAGCCAAGGCCUUGGACGUCGACACUGUUCAGCUGCCUGAAGACAUCCACAUUGUGGUUCUACCCAAAGAGGAGACUGCUGACCUGGGCAUCGCUGGUGGAUCGAACCUCGAGCACAAAGCCAUUGUUCAGACAGGAUGGGAUCAGGAGGGGACCAUGGAGACGGGGGGUGUGCUGCUGUCCAUCACCGGGAGGUCACUAGGAGACAUGUCAAACAGUGGCAUCCCCAUGGCAACCCUACAGAAUGCCAGGAUGGCAAUGCCGACAGUGAUCACACGUAAACAUAGACCAGCAAAGUGUGUCACAGGUGACUUCACUUAUACUGUAAACCACAGCCCCACAGAUGUAUCGUCCUUAUCUGAAGAAAGAUGUCAGCAAAUAGAUGUGUUUACUUGUCUUCCUACAGGUGGCACCACAGAGCAGAGCAUACCAUGAAAUGGUCUUGAGAUGACUUAGAGAAGGUUCAGAACUCCUCU